AUGGUGCGCGUGCUGGUAAAUAGCGAGGACUGCUCAGUGCAGAUAAAGGGGGGCCUCAUUACAUUCCUCUAUGCCACAGUGGUCAAGGACCCGCUUCUUGUAGCGGCACACAACGUGACCCAGCUGUUGCGGUCUCGCAAGGAUGGCACGACUGCCAAGCUGGUGACGGACGGCAACUCCUACGUGCUGAAGUUUGAGUCUCUGCAGGACAGAGAAGGGUUCAUUGAGUCUAUCGUUCGCGCCCAAGAAGCGGAACAGGCGCUGUCGAACGACGAAUGGGUAGUCUCCACUAUCUGCGACGCUGCCGUCGAGGUCGGGGUCCUGGAUAAAGAGGAGCUCAAGGAGAUCAUGAACGCCGCGGGUCAGCGUGGAGUGGAGCAGGCCUUCGACGCGCUGGAGACCCUCGUCGACCGAGAAACAUUUCAGCUGCUACCCAUUACCGAGCAAAUGGAGAACGACGUGCUGCGCCAAAUUCCUGUGCUCGCGGCGGUCUUCCAGCAGAGAGUCGUGGACAAGGCGACGAAGAAGAGUUUCUGGGAUGCGGUUGUGCGCAAGUACUUCUGCUUCUCGCGCACCUUUCUGGAGGAGGACAUUCAGCGCCUUGAGGGUGCAACGCCAGCGGCCACUCCCGCGCCACCCCCUCCGCCUCCCCUGUCUGGUAGCGCCGCCACCUCGUCCCUCUCUAUCAUCAACGCCUCCUCGAUGAAUGCGCUGCCGAAGGGCGCGGCGAUCGCCAUGGUGGACACCGACAUCAACGAGGAAGAUCUUCUUCACCUGGAGGAGGACGCCGAGCCGCUGCGCCACAGCCUUGAGGGCUUCUUUGCAGCACAUCGGCAUGUGCCCGUGAGCAGUACAGGCGCGCUCCCCCUCAGUGGGGUCGUGCUGCCCUUCCCUCAAGAGACUGCAGAUCCAUCCCCUGCACACCGCCCGCGUUUUGUUGGUCGUCAUGUGCUACAGCAGUUCCCCUCUGAAAUGAUUGAGAAGGCCGCCUUGGAGACGCUUCGCAUGUUCUGGCGCAGCGGUGUGAAGCAGCGAAGAAGCAUCCUCGCCAAGUACACAAGCAGCAGCAAAAAGGGUCGCGGAAGUUUUAUUCAGCGCAUGUGUCUGGAGCAGGCAGAUCGCACGGUGCAGGACACCUAG
Leishmania braziliensis MHOM/BR/75/M2904 is the source of this 1140-nucleotide messenger RNA. RefSeq lists its product as hypothetical. The record is from RefSeq and is a predicted model, not a curated record. The transcript has a single exon. Bases 1 to 1140 code for a protein of 379 amino acids. NCBI's taxonomy places the organism in Eukaryota, Euglenozoa, Kinetoplastea, Trypanosomatida, Trypanosomatidae.